UAGCAAGCUUUCCAUGAAGAUCUUCAUGUUUUUGGUAGUUACUAAAAUGACCAUCCGUACUCUCUGUCCUCGCUCACUUCUCCGCAUCCUUUCCUUCGGCCUCCACUCAGUCGCCGCCGGCGACGAGCCUACCAUCACAGCCACAGUAAACGACCUCUGCCGCCUACUAAGCGACUUCCGCUCCCAACACCACGACCUCGAAUCUGCCCUCUGUCCCUUCUCCUCCUCUGUCUCCCCCGCCGUCGCCGAGCAAGUCCUCAAGCGCUGCCGCCAUCUUCCAUCUCCUUCACACCGCUUCUUCAUCUGGUCAUCCUCCCUCCCAUCUUUCCUCCACACUCCUACCUCCCACUUUGUACUCCUCGACCUCCUAGCCUCCAACCGUCUCUUUCCUCUUUCCUGGACCGUCAUCUCCGACUUCCACCCCCAUUUUUCCCACUCCAACUCCUUUCGCCUCCUUUUCCAAGCCUACUCACGCGCCUCGCUCCCGCACGAUGCCAUCCGCGCCUUCCGUAGAAUGCCCGACUUCGGGCUCCAACCUACUAUAGACGACCUCCACCACCUAAUCUCAUCUCUCUGCCAUCAAGGCCUUGUAAUCCCAGCGCAAGAAUUUUUCCAUGAAUGUAAAGCUGAGUUCUCUAUUACGCAGAAAACCUACACGCUUCUCAUGAACGGUUGGGCCUCGGUUAGGAAGCCGAAGAAUGCCCAGCACCUUUUCGACGAAAUGCUGCAACAACAUCUCCUUGUCGAUGUCUCUGCUUAUAAUUCGCUCAUGGCAGCAUUUUGUAGAGGGGGAGAGCUUGACGAGGCUCAUAAACGGUUCCAGGAGAUGAGAACAUUGCAGAGGCUUGAGCCGAAUGCUGGAAGCUACGCGGUUUUCAUUCGAGCUUAUUGUGAAGCGAAGGAUCUCAAUUCCGCCAUGAGAGUCAUCGAGCACAUGAAAAUGCAUGACCAAACACCGAACGUAUUCACAUACAACGCUAUCAUCAAGCUGUUAUGUGAGAAGAAGAAGGCUGAUGAGGCCUACCAACUGCUUGAUGAAAUGAUUGAAAGAGGCGCUAAGCCUGAUACUUGGAGCUACAAUGCAAUACUAGCUUUGCAUUGCAAGAUUCAGGAGGUUAACAAGGCACUUAGGCUUCUUUCUAGAAUGGACAGAGACUCUUGCUUGCCCGACCGGCAUACAUAUAAUAUGUUACUGAAGAUGUUGAUUGGCAUUGGUAGGUUUGAUCGGGUAAUUGAGGUUUGGGAAAGCAUGGAGAAGCGGGGUUUCUUUCCUUCUGCAUCAUCUUAUGCUGUUAUGGUUCAUGGGUUGUGCAGGAAGAAGGGGAAGAUUGAAGAAGCUUGUCGUUAUUUUGAGAUGAUGGUGGAUGAGGGCAUUCCACCUUAUCCCAGUACUUGUGAGGUACUCAGAAGAGAGCUUCAACGGUUAGGAAUGGGAAGGAGGAUUGAAGUGCUGGUUGAUAAGAUGAAGAGGAGUACUUCUUGCAGUAUACAAGAGCUUUCUAAUGCCAUGGAUGCAAGCCAGAUAGUUGAAGGGCAUACCUGAAUUUAUUGCUGGUAAACAUGAAUUUGAAGUUUCAAAACAAAGGUAUUAGAAAUUUACAAGCGCAUAUGAGCUUUCAAGUGCGUUGCAACGUAGUUUGUGUUAUAGUCUAGCACUUUAAGAAGACCACAGAAACUGGUGUGCUUACUCGUGAAUGGGAAAUUUUAGACUUGCUUCAACAAUACCGUUGACUGUGACAAAGAACUGCUGCAUUCUGUCCUUUGAGGUUUUUGGGUUACACUCAUUUGCUUCAUUCAUUUGUAGGCAAGCUUCACGAGAAACAGCAAUGAGGUCUCUUGUUUGCGGGAUUAUAGCUUAGGUUUUUAAUGCUGUAUUCAUGGGAGAUGACUAGUGGGAAACUACGCACUUUCAAAUAUAUCAUUUCAAGGGAUAUUAGAGAACAUAAGUCCUCUGAAGCAUCAGCAAUGUAUUAUAGAAGAUCGUUCAUGCGACAUCGAAACCCGCUCAAAUUGAGAAAAGGGCAGUUUUUGAGGUUUGUUUCAGUUAAUCCUGAAGUUGGGGAAGGGUUUCCCUAUUUUGGGGUGGAUUCUUCAAAUAUGGAGAGGUGAGAAGGGAAUGAGAUCAUAGUGGAGUUUGGGACUUCAUCACAAUCGAUCAUCUAAGCUUCUAUACUUUCUCCUCAUCUAUCUUAGCCCUGUCAUUUCAAUUUCUAGAGAUCGUCCCCCAAGUGGUAACAAGAACUUGUACGGGAGCAGUCUCAGCGAAUCUGCACUUCUGCGGAUACCUAAAGACCUGAAUUCAGAUUUUGAGAAUUGCCAUACCCAGUUGAAACAUUAUUAACAACAAUCCUGAAUCUCAAUCUCCCAUUUCUUGAACAAAGAGGAACAUUUUGAAUCAGCCAAGCAUUGGUGGUUGAGGUUUUCAUCUGCUAUUCCAGACAUCUCUUGAAAAAUAUAAUUGGCUUGCUGUUUGCUCUCUUUUCUCUCUUUCUUUUUCUCUACUAUGAGCUAAGGAGUAGGAUACUUAGGUUUUGUUUGGGACAGCUUCUUAUUGCUUUCUAAAAUAGUUUUCUACUAUAAAUUUUUGUAUUGAAAAGCUGCUUUACAAAAUAGUAAAAAAGUUGUCCCAAAUGAAGCUUUAAUUUAAUUGGUGCAUGCUUGUUUAUAAAUUUCCAUUAUUCGGAACGGGAUAUGUGGUUAUGCUUAGUGACCAAAUUUUAUUUUAGCUAUGAAAUUUCAAACUGCA
Dendrobium catenatum is the source of this 2746-nucleotide messenger RNA. RefSeq names its product pentatricopeptide repeat-containing protein At1g52640, mitochondrial. The record is from RefSeq and is a predicted model, not a curated record. The transcript is spliced from 3 exons. Gene Ontology annotation, molecular function: protein binding. Bases 14 to 1543 code for a protein of 509 amino acids. Lineage: Eukaryota; Viridiplantae; Streptophyta; Magnoliopsida; Asparagales; Orchidaceae.